This is a messenger RNA of Scomber japonicus (chub mackerel), 1840 nucleotides long. It is a transcript of the gene aldh9a1a.1, whose product is annotated as aldehyde dehydrogenase 9 family, member A1a, tandem duplicate 1. NCBI's taxonomy places the organism in Eukaryota, Metazoa, Chordata, Actinopteri, Scombriformes, Scombridae. The record is from RefSeq and is a predicted model, not a curated record. The coding region runs from base 60 to 1577 and encodes 505 amino acids. Gene Ontology annotation, molecular function: aminobutyraldehyde dehydrogenase (NAD+) activity; 4-trimethylammoniobutyraldehyde dehydrogenase (NAD+) activity. The transcript has 12 exons.
UGCUGUCUGGUAGACGUCCAGUUCGUCUGCUGAAGCACCAACGCUCCUCUCCUUUCACAAUGGCCCAGUCAACCCUCGACACCAUGCCCGGAGCCUCCACAGGAACCGUGGUGGUCACCGAGCUGCUCAACUUCUGGGCUGGGAAGCGAGUGAAGCCCAGGGAGGAGAAGAACGCAGAGCCGGUGUUCGAGCCUGCGACUGGCAGGGUCUUGUGUCAGAUGGUACCCUGUGGGGAGCAAGAGGUGGACGAGGCCAUCAAGAGUGCCCACGCCGCCUACCUGAUAUGGAGCAAGAUGUCAGGCAUGGAGAGAGCUCGGGUGAUGCUAGAGGCUGCCCGGAUCAUCAGGGAACGAAGGGAGAAGAUUGCAAAGCUGGAAGUGAUCAACAAUGGCAAGCCCAUCACUGAAGCACUGGUGGAUAUUGACAUCGCCUGGCAGACCAUUGAGUACUAUGCAGGCAUGGCUGGUACUCUUGCAGGCCAGCACGUUCAGCUUCCCGGUGGAUCGUUUGCUUACACCAGGAGGGAGCCGCUUGGUGUGUGUGUGGGAAUCGGUGCCUGGAACUACCCCUUCCAGAUAGCAUCAUGGAAAUCUGCUCCCGCUCUGGCGUGUGGUAAUGCGAUGGUGUUUAAGCCCUCUCCUAUGACUCCUGUGACUGCCGUCAUACUGGCUGAGAUCUACAAAGAGGCCGGGGUACCUGAUGGGCUCUUCUGUGUGGUGCAAGGUGGAGCCGAGACCGGCACCUUGCUCUGCCAUCACCCGAUGGUCGCCAAAGUCUCGUUCACCGGCAGCGUGCCCACAGGCAAAAAGGUGAUGGAAAUGUCCUCAAAGACUGUGAAGCAGGUGACUCUGGAGCUCGGAGGAAAAUCUCCACUCAUCAUCUUCAAAGACUGUGAUCUGGAGAACGCAGUGAAGGGAGCGCUCAUGGCUAACUUCCUCACACAGGGACAGGUUUGCUGCAACGGGACCAGAGUGUACGUUCAAAAGGAGAUCAUGCCGCAGUUCCUGGCUGAGGUGGUCAAGAGGACCAAGGCCAUCCCUGUGGGCGACCCCCUGCUGGACGGCACCCGCAUGGGGGCGCUGAUCAGCAAGCCGCAGCUGGAGAAAGUGUUGGGCUUUGUCAAACAAGCCAAGGAACAGGGAGCCAAGGUGCUCUGUGGAGGGGAGCCUCUUGUGCCCAGUGAUCCCAAACUGAAAGGAGGCUAUUUCAUGUCACCCUGCGUGCUCGAUAACUGCAGAGAUGACAUGACCUGUGUGAAGGAGGAGAUUUUUGGCCCUGUCAUGUCUGUUCUGCCUUUCGACACAGAGGAAGAAGUUCUCAAGAGGGCCAACAACACCACCUUCGGAUUGGCUUCUGGAGUCUUCACCAGGGACAUUUCACGAGCCCAUCGUGUAGCUGAGAACCUGGAGGCAGGAACAUGCUUCAUCAACAACUACAACAUCAGCCCUGUGGAAGUGCCAUUUGGAGGAUAUAAGAAUUCAGGCUUCGGCAGAGAGAACGGACAGGUGACCAUCGAGUAUUACUCCCAGCUGAAGACUGUGGUGGUGGAGAUGGGCGACGUGGAGAGCCUCUUCUGAAACUCCUCAUCAAGUUUACACUGCUGUGACCAGAACUGUGAUAAAACUCAGCUCCAUUUAGUGAAGAUCAUAGCAUCACACAUGAUGACAUGUAACACACUUUUUGCACUGACUGCAUUAACUGAAGACACGGACCAUUAUAGAUUAUUACCUGUUCAAAAUCUUCAUUUGUAUUUCCCUGACAUGCAAACAAGAAAAGCAAUGCACUACUGCCUUAAAUAGAAAUUGAGAAGAAUUUUGUAACAAAAUAAAUCCCUUUUAGA